Messenger RNA from Drosophila sulfurigaster albostrigata, 1183 nucleotides. It is a transcript of the gene G6P, whose product is annotated as glucose-6-phosphatase catalytic subunit 1. The record is from RefSeq and is a predicted model, not a curated record. Gene Ontology annotation, biological process: glucose 6-phosphate metabolic process; gluconeogenesis. Gene Ontology annotation, molecular function: glucose-6-phosphatase activity. Gene Ontology annotation, cellular component: membrane. NCBI's taxonomy places the organism in Eukaryota, Metazoa, Arthropoda, Insecta, Diptera, Drosophilidae.
UUUGGAGGUGUUUCGCCUGGCGGCAGAUUCAUAUCACCAUUUGCUCAACGCGGAGUUGCAUAUUAACGAAUGGGUGCAGGAACAGUAAGCAGUUAUUUCUGACCAAUUAGAAUCCUUGCCUAUGAAUAAAUGAUAAUUCCUUUCAGCUUGAGCUUGGCAGAGCCGCUGUUCCGAUUCAUCAGUGUUUAUCUGGAGCCUGGAACACUGUUCAAUGUGCUGAUUCCUUUGAUGGGAAUCCUCAGUCAAGGUUUGCUGACGCAGUUGCUCUACAUGAUUACCGUGGUCAGCACAGUCAGUUCCCUAGAGAAAUGGAUAUAUCCGGAAUUGCGCCCGCUUUGGUGGCUACGCGAACUCUACGCAAAUGGGAAUAGAAAUGCCAUCAGAUCGGGCAUCGCUCUUCAAAGUCACGAUCUGAGCUGCGAGACAAGUGGCGGUCUGCCGUGUGCUCAUUCCAUGUCCUUGAUGGCAUUCCUCGUCAUACUCAGCUCACACCUGUCGCUCUCGAGCGGCUGUCGAAAACGCAAAGUCCUUCUGUAUAGCCUCGUUGGCUGCUGCAUGAUGAGUGUGUGGCUGAGUCGCCUCUAUCUGGCCACCGAGUUCCUGCAUCAGUGUUUGCUGGGCAGUUACAUUGCCAUCAGCACCUUGAGCAACAUCGAUAGGCACUUGGAUUACUUGAGAAGCCGUCGACGAAUCCAUCUAGUUGCCAUAGUUCUUCUACUUGGCAGCCUGGCAACUGCUGUGUAUUUUAUAAAGCUGCGUCUCGGCUUCGAUCCGCAUUGGUCUGUGCGGCAGGCUUUCAAGUGGUGUCCAGAACCCACUUAUAUGCGGCAUGAAGGAAGUCCCAUAUUUCUGCUGACACGAGAUCUGGGCAAUUUGAUGGGCGUGGCUUUAUCAGUGCCUCUGGAAUUAAAACCAAGAAAAUCAUCUUUAUCUCGACGCUUUGGGGGCAUUCUCUUGUGGAGAUUUUCCAACCAUAUUCUCCGUCUUUAUACACCCAAACAACAUGGACGCUUUGCCUUCUUGGCAUUUGAAUUUAGUCGUAAUGCACUUCACUCCCUGACAUUAAUCAAAAUCUUACCAAAAUUGAUUAAGGAAAAAGUUGCGUAGGCUUAUAGGCAAUAGCUCAAUUUUCCAUUUAUGUAAGGUCUAAUCUAAGUUGUAAGAUAGUAUAAGUUUUGAAAAA